Trichomonas vaginalis G3 is the source of this 348-nucleotide messenger RNA. RefSeq lists its product as uncharacterized. The transcript has a single exon. NCBI's taxonomy places the organism in Eukaryota, Parabasalia, Trichomonadida, Trichomonadidae. The record is from RefSeq and is a predicted model, not a curated record. Bases 1 to 348 code for a protein of 115 amino acids.
AUGUUUAACAGUAUUUUUGAAAAAGAUAAAUUUUCUUCAAAAACCGCCACAGCUCGUUUAUUUCCUAUGGCACCAAAAUAUACAGAGGAGACUGAAGCUAAGCUUAAUAAGUCCCUCGACGAGGUUGGCAGAAAGGACCGCAAGGAAAAGAAAGAUAAACAACAGAAGAAGGAUAAAAAGGAUAGAAAAGAACAACCAAAGAAGGACAAAUUAAAGGAAAAGAAAAUUUCAAAGAAGGUUGUUAUCUCUGGUUCAACAAUGAGAAAGCUUUUCUCUGCUGCAGGAAAAACAAAUGAUAUUGACGAAUUUCCAAGUAUCAACGUUACUUUGUCCAUUAAGAAGAAAUAA